AUGGCGACCAACGGUAAUGUUAAUCACGACCAGUAUGCUGCUCCGGCCCAAACAACAGAGGCCCCGGCCAGCACCGGCACAGAGGGCACUACCAACAACCUUCCCAAGGAUGAGGUCGGCUGGUACUUCGUGGAACAAUACUACACCACGAUGAGCAAGUCGCCUGAGAGACUGCAUCUGUACUACGGCAAGAAGGCGCAGUUCGUUUGCGGUCGCGAGGCACAGGUCGUCAAUGUUUCGUUCGGCAGACAGCCCAUCCAGGACCGUAUUAAGAGCAUGGAUUUCCAAGAUUGCAAAGUCCGGAUCUCCAACGUUGACACCCAGGGCUCCGAGGAGAAUAUUCUCAUCACUGUCAUCGGCGAGAUGGCCAACAAAGAAGCGGAACCUAAGAAGUUUGUGCAGACAUUCGUUCUUGCCCAACAACCGUCCGGCUACUUCGUCCUCAACGACAUGCUCCGGUUCCUGAACGACGAUGUGGAGGAGGAGACCGAGGCGGCCGCUGAGGAGUCCUCAGCCCGUGUCGAGAUGCCCGUCGCCCUCGAGGCCGAGACUAAGGCCGAGCCUCCCGCUCCAGAGGAGGAGGUCGCCCAAGAGGAAGAAGCUCCCUUGGAACCCGAGGUCGUUGACGAGAAGUUGGAGGUAGCUGCUGAGGAGGCCCCCGAGGUUACCGCCCCUUCUGCCCCCGAGCCUACCGCCGAGGUGGAGCAGGCUGCUGCCGUGGAGGAGGAGGUGCAGCCCCAAGCCGACGUUGAGAAGGCGGUCGAGGAGAUUGCUGAGGAGGACGUUGAGAAGCCGGAGGAACCCAAAGACCCCGCCCCUACGCCCGCCGCUGCCCCCGCUCCGGCCCGUACUCCAGUUCCCGCCCCCGCUCCGGCUCAGCCAGAGAAGCCCAAGGAGCCCCCCAAGCCCAUGUCUUGGGCCAGCCGGGUGGCUGCUGGAGCCUCGCGGCCCGUUGCCCCUAUUCCUAAGGCCGCCACGCCUCCCGCUCCGGCUCAGGUGCGCGCUCCAGUCCCUGUUGCCCCCCAACAAGCCGCACCGGCCGCACCGGCCGCUCAGCCGCAGGAAGCUCCUGCGCCCGCCGCCCCCAAGGAUCAAGGUAGCGAGUGGCAAACCGCGGAGACCAAGCGCCAGAGCCGUGUCCAGCCUGUCGCUGCCGCGCCCGCCGAGAAAGAGGGCGCCAUGGCGUACAUCAAGUACGUCACUGAUAAGGUCAAGGAGGAGGACUUGAGGGCUGCUCUGACCAGCUUUGGCGAGCUGGCCUAUUUCGACAUUAACCGCCAAAAGAACUGCGCUUUUGUUGAGUUCAAGACCCAGGCCGGCUACAACGCCGCUCUUGCCGCCAAUCCCCACACCGUGAACGGCGAGAACAUCAUGGUCGAGCAGCGCCGCCCCAAGGCCAAUGCCUACGGUGGCGCUAACUACAACGCUGGUCGGGGUGGUCCUGGGCCGCGGUGGCCGUGCCGGUCUCCGCAGCGAGUGACUAUUCACCUGGACAUUUCGUUAUAUCGUAUCGACAUCACGGCGGGGUUUUUAUGA
Chaetomium globosum CBS 148.51 is the source of this 1536-nucleotide messenger RNA. RefSeq lists its product as uncharacterized. Gene Ontology annotation, biological process: ribophagy; protein deubiquitination. The coding region runs from base 1 to 1536 and encodes 511 amino acids. Lineage: Eukaryota; Fungi; Ascomycota; Sordariomycetes; Sordariales; Chaetomiaceae. The transcript is spliced from 5 exons. Gene Ontology annotation, molecular function: mRNA binding. The record is from RefSeq and is a predicted model, not a curated record. Gene Ontology annotation, cellular component: ribonucleoprotein complex; cytosol; Ubp3-Bre5 deubiquitination complex.